This is a messenger RNA of Lycium ferocissimum, 2755 nucleotides long. RefSeq names its product G-type lectin S-receptor-like serine/threonine-protein kinase B120. The transcript is spliced from 8 exons. The record is from RefSeq and is a predicted model, not a curated record. Lineage: Eukaryota; Viridiplantae; Streptophyta; Magnoliopsida; Solanales; Solanaceae. Gene Ontology annotation, biological process: recognition of pollen; protein phosphorylation. Gene Ontology annotation, molecular function: protein serine/threonine kinase activity; ATP binding. Bases 144 to 2609 code for a protein of 821 amino acids.
ACACAGCCAACUAAAAAUAGCCAUUAUAUUUUUCUUCUUUCUCUAGUCAUCUUAUACCCUUUAUGCUCUGCAACAAUCUGUUAUUUUUUUCCUUCUUCAUCAAAAUCUUUCAAAUCUUUAUUUUUAAUAAUUCCAAUUCUUGAAUGGCCAGUGGUCUCAUUAUUUCCCACUGGUGCAUUUUUUUGUUCAUUAUUUCUUGUGCAGCCAAUAAAAUUAGACAAGGAGAAAUUCUAAGAGAUGGUGACACUAUUAUUUCUCCAAAAAGGAAAUUUAUUUUGGGAUUUUUUAGUCCUAAAGGUUCUAAUGAAAGGUUUCUUGGUAUAUGGUAUGCUGAUGUUCCAGUAGAUUCAGUUGUUUGGGUUGCAAAUAGAGAUAAACCAAUUUCUGAUAAAAAUGGUGUCUUUACAAUUGAGAAAAAUGGGAAUUUAGUUGUUAAAAAUGGUCGUGGCGAUUUAUUAUGGUCGACGAAUGUUACUGUUGAUACGACGAAUUCUACGGGGUCCCUUUUGGACAAUGGCAAUCUUGUCAUAGUUAAUAGUAAUAACAGGGACUUGUGGCAGAGUUUUCAGCAUCCUACAGACACAUUUUUGCCAGAAAUGAAGGUUUAUAUGGAUGGAGUUUUGAGGUCUUGGACUAGUGAAAGUGACCCUUCACGUGGAAGAUACUCCUUGGGAGUUAAUCCUCGCGGAUCACCACAGAUUGUGAUAUGGGAUGGACCAAAUAGACGUUGGAGAAGUGGAUAUUGGGAUGGACUCUUAUUCACAGGUGUUCCAGAUAUGAAGGCUGUGUAUUUACAUGGUUUCAAGCUUUACAACGAGGGGAAUAGGCUAUACUUCACUUACACUGCAGCAAAUGCUUCUGAUUUAGUGAGGUUCCAUAUUAGCCCAACCGGAUAUGAGUUGCAACAAAGGUGGGAUAACGAUAAGGGACAAUGGAGCAUGAUACAGUCUCAUCCAUCAGAUGGUUGUGACCUAUAUAACUUUUGUGGGAAUUUCGCGAAAUGUGAUGUCUCAAAUUCGCAAAAAUGUGUCUGUUUAGAUGGAUUUGUACCAAAAGAUUGGGGACAGUGGAAUGCGAGAAACUGGUCAGAAGGGUGUGUUAGGAGAACAAGAUCGGAAUGCAGGGGAAAUAGUAGUGAUGGUGGAAAGAGGGAUGGAUUUUUGGAGAUUGAGAGAAUCAAGUUGCCGGAUUUUGCUGAUAAUUUAGAUAUACGAAACAUCGACGAGUGUAAAAGAAAGUGCUCGGAAAAUUGUUCAUGUACUGCUUAUGCUUUUGUUAGCGGAAUAAACUGCAUGAUAUGGAGUGGAGAUUUAGUUGAUCUGCAGCAGUUCAAGGAAGGCGGAAAUACUCUCUAUAUUCGCCUUGCUCAUUCUGAAUUCAGUAAAAAGAACAGGACAAUGAAAAUUGUGCUAAUAUCCAUUCUGGCAGCCGGGGCUUUUGUUGUUUGUAUGGCAGUUUUGCUACUCUGCAAGUAUAGAGCCAAAACUCGAGCAUCCAAGAGGAUCAACCAAAUGGAGAUAAGCGAGCAAACUAGGAGCAGAGAGUUCUCUAUGGACUUAUCGGGACCAGGAGACUUGAGUGUUGAAGGGCAUCAAGGAAGUGGUUGCGAACUAACUUUCUUCAGUUUCAGCCGUGUAGCAGCGGCAACCGGCAACUUUUCUAGUGAAAACAAGCUGGGACAAGGAGGAUUUGGCCCUGUCUACAAGGGCAAGCUACAAUGUGGCCUAGAAAUUGCAGUGAAGCGGCUUUCAAGAAAGUCAGGACAAGGUGUAGAGGAGUUCAAGAAUGAGAUUAUGUUAAUUGCCAAAUUACAACAUAGGAAUCUUGUUAAACUUUUGGGCUGCUGCAUUGAGGGAGAAGAAAAAAUGCUGCUUUAUGAGUACAUGCCCAACAGAAGUUUAGAUUCAUUUCUAUUUGAUCCUGUUAAGCAAGCUCAAUUACACUGGAGGAAACGCUUCAACAUUAUUGAAGGGAUCGCCCGGGGGCUCCUGUAUCUCCAUAGAGAUUCGCGACUCAGGAUAAUCCAUAGAGAUUUAAAGGCUAGUAAUAUUUUGCUAGAUGAAGAGAUGAAUCCGAAAAUUUCAGACUUUGGUAUGGCCAGGAUAUUUGGAGGAAACCAAAAUGAAGCAAAUACAAACAGGGUAGUAGGCACAUAUGGAUAUAUGGCUCCCGAGUAUGCAAUGGAAGGCUUGUUCUCCGGAAAAUCUGAUGUCUACAGCUUUGGUGUACUACUACUGGAGAUCAUUUGUGGUCAGAGGAACACAAGCUUUCGCUCAGAUGAACACUCAGGCAUUAUUGGUUAUGCAUGGGAGAAAUGGGAUGAAGGUACGCCAAUGGACUUAGUGGACCGUUCAAUUUGGGACGAGUGUCAGCACGAUGAAGCAUUGAGAUGCAUACACUUGGCACUAAUUUGUGUGCAAGAUAUGGCAGUUCACAGACCGAACAUGUCUUCUGUUGUGUUAAUGUUGGAGACGGACAAUAUAAGGUUGCCCUUGCCUAGGCAACCUACUUAUACCUCAAUGAGAAAAUAUGAAGAUGCAGAUAUAUGGAACGACAAGCAGGAAUUUACCUCAAACAAUGUCACGAUUAGUGUUAUAGUCGGUAGAUGACAUCUGCUAUUUUGCAGAAAUGUGAGAUCAAGUUAUACUUAUAUUCAUAAUUUUGUGCUAUCCAUUUAUACUUCUCAGCAAGAUGUCUAUAGGAAAUGAUUCAAUUCAAAACUAUAUUCAGUAAAUAUAACUUCACAUCAAACUGA